This is a messenger RNA of Anopheles moucheti, 1784 nucleotides long. Its product is annotated as dnaJ homolog subfamily B member 14-like. The coding region runs from base 360 to 1511 and encodes 383 amino acids. Gene Ontology annotation, cellular component: endoplasmic reticulum membrane. The transcript has 2 exons. NCBI's taxonomy places the organism in Eukaryota, Metazoa, Arthropoda, Insecta, Diptera, Culicidae. Gene Ontology annotation, biological process: cellular response to misfolded protein. The record is from RefSeq and is a predicted model, not a curated record. Gene Ontology annotation, molecular function: Hsp70 protein binding.
AUUAUCUAUUGAUGCAAAGUAUUUUAAUUGCUGUAAUAGAAUUCGCAGUACUCAAAAUGUGUUCUUAAAAGAUAAUAACACAAUCUUAGCAUUAGCCUACCCAGGCAGGUGUUCGUAGAAGUCUGGCCAAGUCUUGAAAGGACGUGGAAGUGUUUGCCCAUGUGAUCAACUUGAAGGAGGAACGAAAUGACGACUUCUUGUAACUGAUCAGCCAUUGGAUUAGGGACACGUGUAUCGAUAAACUUCUAGUCACGUUUGGAAGGAAGACUAAUCGCAUCGUGACGGCUGAAACAGGCACCAUUGAAUAUAAGGUAGCUGUAAAUCGUCCCUGAAAUAAGACAGACAGCACAACAACAAUCAUGGAGGUGAACAAAGAUGAGGCCAAACGGUGCAUCGAGUUGGCAACUAUUGCCCUGAAAAUGGGCAAUGUCGAGAAAGCGGAAAAGCUGUUGAAAAAAUCCCAAAACCUGUACCCACUGUCCCAGGCGGAAGAACUGCUGAAGCGGGUGAAGGCGGCCGGAUCCAAACCCAGCACAGGAACUACGGCCGGCACCGGUGGGACAGCGAAUGGAGCAUCUUCCGCUCGCAAACGUCCGGUCCAUCGAGAGGAAGAAAAACCGGCGGAACCAAAGCUGAACGUUGAUUACACCCAGGAGCAAGCGAACGCGGUUAAGCGUGUCCAGAAGUGUAAAGACUUUUACGAAGUGUUGGGAGUGUCGAAGGAAGCUACUGAUUCGGAGAUUAAGAAAUGUUACAAGAAGCACGCACUGCAGUUGCAUCCGGACAAGAACAAAGCGCCAGGCGCGAUGGAAGCGUUUAAAUCGCUCGGCAACGCGGUGGAAACGUUAACCGAUCCGCAAAAACGAAAAGCGUACGAUCUGUACCGUACCACCGGGGGCGGAUCGUCGGGAACACGGACGCGAACACCAAACGGAGGUUACACGUACGGUCAGAACGGGUUUAACUUCCAGUCCGACUUCGAUACGGGUAUGAACCCGAACGAUCUGUUCAACAUGUUCUUUGGCGGUGGUUUCCCGCAGCAACGGCAACAGCAUCAGCAGCAUUAUUACUAUCGAACACGCACCGGGCGUACCUCACAGUAUGACGACCGAAACGUUAGUCAACCGAGUCUUAUUUUUGGGCUGAUCUUGUGUUUCAUCGUCAUUUCGCUUCUGUCGACGUUCUUCGCAUCUGAUCCGGUGUACAGUUUGCAGCAGACGGGAAAGUUUUCGGUCGAACGGCGUACUCUCAAUCUGAAGAUACCGUACUACGUGAAGAACAAUUUCCUGAGCGAAUAUCAGGGCACUUUGGCGCGGCUCGAGCACUCGGUUGAGGAAGAGUAUGUGACGUACAUGAAGCGAGCCUGCAGCAACGAACGGACGUACCGGGAUGCGAUGAUCGGACGGGCGAAGAGCUUUGGCAGCCGGGCACAGUUUCAGCAGGCGCAGCAGCUUAAGAUGCCCUCGUGCGAGGCACUAUAUCGUUUGGGCAUCGGAGUGGUACAGUACUAAGGUGCAUCCAUACGUUGAAUAAUAUAGUAAGGUUUGCGAAUAAGCUAUCGAACAAAACUGAACUCUUUAUUUUGUUUUUUUUUCGUCGUUGUUUGCCUCAUCUCGCUUCGUUCCUACGUACAAUCGAUAGAAAUUCGGAUUAGUUUCCCAUGGGUAAGCUAGACACUAUCCCAUCAAAAGACACAUUCCGCAGUAAAUGUGUUGCCUGUAGGGUUAUUCGGGUUGGUUAAUGUGUUAGUUUUGUCAUUUUUAAUGCAAUAAAAGCGAUGUAAU